Molecule: messenger RNA, 858 nt
Organism: Volvox carteri f. nagariensis
Lineage: Eukaryota; Viridiplantae; Chlorophyta; Chlorophyceae; Chlamydomonadales; Volvocaceae
Exons: 4
Coding region: 1-858 (285 amino acids)
Source: RefSeq, a predicted model, not a curated record
AUGCUCGGGGCAGGAGCCCCACCCGCAGCUGCCGCUGCCCCGGCCGGGGCUGGCGUUGCGGCUGCAGCACCACCGCCGGCACCAGCAGCCGCAGCUGCCCCGGCAGGGGCUGGGGGCGCUGCUCCGCCCCAGCCACCAGCGGCCGCAGCCGGUCCCAUGAUGCUGCCGGCGGCAGCUGGCCCUGCACCGGCUGCUGUCGCAGCCGCACCACCCAUGGACCCGGCGCAGCAGCAGGCAAACAUGCUCGCGUUCCUGCAGUUCUGCGCGGCCGUCGUAGCCCAGCAGCAGGCCGCAGGCGCACCUGCGGCAGCGGGUCAACCCGCGGCGCAGCCUGCCGGCGCGCCGCCGGUGGGGCAACCCGCCCCCGCUCCGCCGAUCGCACCGUCUGCAGUACCCGCCGUCGCGGCACCCGGUCCAGUACCCAUGGCGGUGGACGCCAUUCCCGGUGGAGCGGCUGGAGCACCCGUCGACCCACCGCUCCUUGCUCAUGCACUUGGCGCGGAGCGCCAGCAGCUGCUCGAGAACGCAUCCGGGCGGAAUGCCGUAAAGUCUAACGCAGCUAUCCCCGUUCCUGCCAACCAGGAGCCAGAGGCUCCACCCAUGAACUACGCCGCUGCGGUUGGACGCGGUCGGGGCGGGGGGCACUCCUCCGACCAGUGCUGCUCCGAGUUACACCACCAGCACCUCUGCUCCUUCCGGCGACGCUUCAGCAUCGCUUUUGUGAUUUGCAUCCCACCCGGGCCUAGCCUAUCCGCGUACUCGUCGUCAUCGACGGGGCGGCCCCGCUUUCCCACGCGCUGCCAUCCGGCAAUCAUGAUAGGGAUGAGCGGGAGCCAAAGGAAACAUUUAAAAGCAUGA